AUGGAUCAAGCCCGUCUCAUGGUUCAAGAGUGUUACUGCUCCAGUAGAGAGAAAAGGAAGAGAAUCGGGGAGAGCUUGAAAGGAGCUGCUUUGGAGAUUAUUCAAGCAGUGAGGGACGCCAACCCUGAUGCUAGCCCGAUGGACUACCUGGAAGCACUUGAACGCACGUUUGGAACCCCCGAGUCUGCCUGGACGCUAGUGGUAGCUAAUGGAGCAACUAUUGAUCCUGGUGAAGGUGUUCCAACCUCAAGCUUUCAGGAGAAGCUUACAAAGCUGCUGCAGGAAGAAGGGAAGACGUUGCGUGAGGCCCAGGCUCUAUACCCAGCUGAAGCAUUGCAAACCACGUCCCCUGAAGCCAUAAUUCGUGCAGUUGGAGACGUUUUAGAGAAAACGGCGAAAUCACACAACGAGACUAAUGCGUAUCGGCGGUUACGAACAUUCUCAGGAAGCAUUCCUACUCCCUCGGGAGAGGAGGGUUUUGAUAGUUGGAUGGAUCAAGCCCGUCUCAUGGUUCAAGAGUGUUACUGCUCCAGUAGAGAGAAAAGGAAGAGAAUCGGGGAGAGCUUGAAAGGACCUGCUUUGGAGAUUAUUCAAGCAGUGAGGGACGCCAACCCUGAUGCUAGCCCGAUGGACUACCUGGAAGCACUUGAACGCACGUUUGGAACCCCCGAGUCUGGUGAGGAUCUUUAUUUUGCAUUCAGAUCAUUAAGACAACAGCCUGGAGAAAAGCUGUCUGAUUUUUUGAGGAGGCUAGAGAGGUCUUUCAAGAAAGUAGUGCUGAAAGGAGGCAUUGCGUCAAGCCGCAUUGAUCUUGUGCGCAUUGAACAGCUUAUACGAGGUGCUACUGAGUCUGAGCUGAUGCUGAUACAGGUGAGAUUAAGGGAAAGGAAGGAUAACCCCCUUGCGUUCCUGACUCUCCUGAAUGAAAUCCGCAAAGAGGAGGAGCAAGAAGCUGCUCGUCAUAAACUGAGCACCAGUGUAAAGCGGAUACAAGUCAGAGAUGACGAGAACCUGAAACGGUCUGUUUCAUGA
Messenger RNA from Acipenser ruthenus (sterlet), 1032 nucleotides. Its product is annotated as paraneoplastic antigen Ma1 homolog. The record is from RefSeq and is a predicted model, not a curated record. The coding region runs from base 1 to 1032 and encodes 343 amino acids. The transcript is spliced from 2 exons. Lineage: Eukaryota; Metazoa; Chordata; Actinopteri; Acipenseriformes; Acipenseridae.